This is a messenger RNA of Malus domestica (apple), 1169 nucleotides long. RefSeq names its product vestitone reductase-like. Lineage: Eukaryota; Viridiplantae; Streptophyta; Magnoliopsida; Rosales; Rosaceae. The record is from RefSeq and is a predicted model, not a curated record. Gene Ontology annotation, molecular function: oxidoreductase activity, acting on the CH-OH group of donors, NAD or NADP as acceptor.
GAGACAUCAGCUUCCUCACAAGCCUGCCAAGAGCAUCUUCACAUCUUCACAUCUUCAAUGUAGAUCUCAACCAGCCUGACAGUUUCAAUGCAGCAAUUGAAGGAUGCAUUGGGGUUUUCCAUGUUGCUCACCCUAUGCCUGACAAAGAACUUGAAGAAGAUUCGGUGACGAAAAAAUCUGUCCAAGGAGCCCUAGGAAUAUUGAAAGCAUGCCUAAACUCCAAGACUAUGAAGAGGGUUGUGUACACUUCUAGUGCAGCAGCUGCGGUUUACAGUGACAAUGGCCGUGACUCGGUGGAUGAAAGUACAUGGAGCGACAUUGAAUACCAUAGGUCUCUCAAAUUAUUUGGGACUUCAUAUGUGGCUGCCAAGACCAAGACAGAACAAAUAGCGCUAAAAUUUGCAGAAGAAAAUGAACUGGAACUUGUGACUUUACUCCCUCCAUUAGUUGUUGGUGGAUUUCUCUGCAAAACUCUCCCUGCCUCAGUGUAUUUGUCGCUAUCCAUGAUUCUAGGAAAUCAAGAUCACUACAAACAUCUUAUGAGGCAAAAUAUGGUACAUGUAGAUGACUUGGUUAGUGCCCAUAUAUUUCUUUUUGAAAACCCUAAUGCCAAAGGGAGGUACAUUUGUUCAUCAAAUCAGAUAACCAUAGAUGAAAUGUCCCAAUUUCUUUCUGCAAAAUACCCGGGUUUUCGCAUUCCCACAACUGAUUUGUUGAAAGGCAUUGAAGGUUACAAAAGGCCUUGCCUCUUAUAAAAAAAGCUCUUGAGUUCUGGAUUUAGGUUUAAGCAUGGAGUUGAUGACAUGUGUGAUGAAGCAAUCCAAUGUUGCAAAGAAAAGGGUUUUCUUUGAAUCGUGUUUGCAACUGGCAUGACCCUCUGAUUUGGGAUAAGAUAAUCUCUCUUUGAAAAUCUAGUCAUACGAUUUUUAUAAAUAAGCAACGAUCCUCAGAACGAAAGAAAGUUGUUGCCUAUACAAUUGGGCGAAGGAGUUUCUACUUUCUACAACAAGUGCAUGUUUUUGUGUUUUACAAAUUUUCUUUUAGUCUAUAAUGUGAGUGAACAAUUGAGAAAGUAAAUUUUUGGGACGUCUUCAAAAGUUCCAAGAUUAUUGUAAUAUGUAUGUCUGCGUGCAACAAUCCAUAUGAUUGGAUAAAUAUAAUUUAUGGUA